AUGUCACGUCCGGAGCCGCUGUAUGAGAGAAUGUUUACACGGACAGAUUGGUCCAAGACUUUGCUUCAAUCAGAGUUCUCCAAUCACCCCUGCCGGCCCACGCGUGUUCGUGGAUUGGCUCUCGAGUAUCCGCUAAGAGAAACUUGUGGUCAGAGUUAUCAGUUCAUCCCACACAAACUUACACCUACAAUUCGUGGUACCGAAGCUCGUCAAACGUCCCUUGACGCAGAACGUCAAGGGAUGUUUGGUUCUGUUGUGCUAAUUGCGGACGAUCAUGCAACUGCACACCAGCCUGGUUCCCUGAAGAAGGCUGCAGCGCAACAUACUCAGCAUCCAGCACCUGUCGCGAAAAGUUUUAAGCAAAAACCACUCGCCUCGAGCCUUCCAGGAAGAAUCAAUAGCUUUCCGUAUCGAAGUACUGGUGCAACAGAUGGAACGACUUCGCACUUCUUCUCGAGCUCGGGCUUCCCCUAUCCCGGUAGCUUCGCAAAAAUAACGCCAAUUGAUGCACUUCUUCGCUUCCUCGGUCUAGUCAACUGUCAGACACUCUAUGCUAUUGUCGGAGUUGACAACUUUCACAAACAUUGGAUCGCGAUUGCCUACGUAAGAUGCUUCGCUGCGGUGACAUGCCCACACUAGAUUUUUAUGAAAAAAUGACGUCGGGGGGUCCAAGGGUCCAAUAUAAUGACGAGAUACCGACCUCUAGACUGACGGCGAACACGACGUUCGAGAUGUCAACGAUCUUUGAACUUCGCGGAGUUCCCCGAUAAUUCUGGGAUUGGUUGCAAGAAUCCCUGCUUAAGAUUGAUUAUCGUCAGCCAAAAUUCAUAGAAGACACUCAGUGGCGUGAAUUUGAAACCUUCCGACUAUGGAAUUGUUUCUCCUUCUCGAUGUACUUGGUGAGAGGUCCCAUUGCUUAGCGAUGGCAUGGCAAAGUCCCAGAAAAAUAAUACCAAUUAUGUCAUUGAGUUCUUGUGGUUCCAUCAGUAAAAGGGCAGCAACGGGAGAAAGUGGUGUGGAAUGUGGGCUCGACAGCUGAUUGUCAUCGGAUCAUCAAGGGGAGACACAUGUCAUGUCAUUGCACGUGCGGUACAACGAUGGACACCAGGCACACUAGUAACCGG
Molecule: messenger RNA, 1124 nt
Organism: Suillus clintonianus
Lineage: Eukaryota; Fungi; Basidiomycota; Agaricomycetes; Boletales; Suillaceae
Exons: 6
Coding region: 1-639 (212 amino acids)
Source: RefSeq, a predicted model, not a curated record